CGGAAGAGGAAUAUCCGCUUUCUUCCGGACGGAAUGGCGUCGUCCGUUCUGCGUUUUGCCAGGCGUUUAUUCGUGCACAAAAGCCCGAUCAUAGUUGCUCAUCCAGGAAUGUGGCCCACCCCCAUGUUCGGGGCAUGAAAGCGAUCGCCUCAACCGAUUCAAUGAAAGUUCAAGGAGCCAUUGUUAUAUUGAAACAAGCAGACUUCCUUUUGCUCUUCUGGAUCUUAUCACACGUUGGACCUUGUGAUAAGGACAUGUUGUGUGCGUAACAGAUUCCACUCAAGUGCCAUCAUGAAGGAAAUGCUGCUAUGAGCGCAAGAUGGCACGAUGUCAUUCUUCAGAGAAUCUCCUUUUAUCUCGAGACUUAGCACCUUUGGGAACACGCUUUUUGGAACACAGUGUAGCACUGGUGCAUGAUCUGCGAGACACUGUGACUGCUUUCCGAGUCGUACGCAGGAAUCAUGCAGUAGCUGGUCAAACUGGCAACCGGUUGAGCAGCUCCUGCCCUUCAAUACCAUCCGCAACAGGCAAGGAGGCUGUGGGCUCUAUUCUCGACGGGCGCCGCCACCAGUCCACUGAUGACACUCGUUCGGAAGUCAAGAUUCGCGUCAAUGACAUCACGCCGGCCACUUCGCAGGAGUUCCUACUGCUUCACGGGGGUCUGUCCUGUCCGUCGAGCCGUCGUUCUUCGGGGGCAUCCAGUGAAGACCUGUAUGGCGAACGACGCAAGAGCUGGUCAGAACCAAAACAUCUGCAAAGAAGCAUUAGCCUUAACAGCCUGGACUCUGAAGGCGAUGUCUUGCAGGAUAGCUUGGAAGUCCUUGCUCUACGGCAGAGGAAUAGAUCAGCCAGUACCGGGGAGGCACUUGGGUCGAGUUACCCGCUUGGGGAUGCUAAAAAGGAAGAGCAUAAAACGUUCCCUAAAAAGGGAGCCCUGUCAACUGCUUCGCAGCUCCUCAAGUCUAUUUCCACACCAUCCAUUGUUGCAGCACAAGAUCCUGCAUGUAUCAGAGAAGCACUUGACCGCAGAGAGAAGUGGACGCAACUAGUGCGCUCCGCUGCCUUGCUAGUGGCGGAAGAGGAAGAUGAGCCAGAGGGUCAGCCUUUUUCCCUCGCUGCAGUUCUCAGGGAGGCUGUUGCAGAUAGUGAUGAUGAAAAGUCUUUUACCAAACGAAAAAAGAGGGGCAGCCUUUUCUUCAGGAAAAGAAAGGGUCGAGAGAAGGACCACAGACAGAUGGGACACCAGUUUGUGGCUGUCCUUUUCGACACCUGGACGUUGUGUCAUGCAUGUGGAAAGCCCCUGGUCAACAAACCGGCACUCAAGUGUGAUAUCUGCCUCGUGACUGUUCAUGACAGUGGCUGUAAAGAUCAGGUCAUGGAUUGCACAAAGCUCAAGUCGAACAAGGCGAAUCAGUCCAGGGCCAGCAUUCCAGUUGGACAACACUUGCAAAGUGCCAAGAGCAGAGAAAGGAAGGGUUCCAAGACACAGGUUGAGGGCUUGUCUAGCAGCGCUUCUUCACCCACUCUGCCACGCAAAAACAGUGCAACCAGUUACUCUCAGUGGAGGAGGGCAGCUACAAAGCUAGGGGUCAACUCCACUGCUCCCAACAAGGUUGGUGACGACAGCGGAACUCCAGACGGCCCUUCCAACACCACCGAAACUGGCUCAAUAGAGUCCCUCGAAGAAGGUGGGCUAGACGAUUUUGAAGAUGAUCCCCUGCUGAGAUUAACGGAAGAAGAACCUGGAGUGUGGAGUACCACUGCUGACUCAUCGGUGUUAAAGAGACUGAAAGAAAAGGAAGUGAAGCAGCAAGAAGCCAUUUAUGAAUUGAUCAUCACGGAGAAACAUCACUGUCUAACCCUGAAAAUCAUGCAAAAGGUGUUUGCCGAGGGGAUGUUGAAGGAGCUAAGCAUGGGGAAAGACCUGGUGGAAAAGAUGUUCCCUUCCGUGGAGCAGUUGCUCGAUGUGCACUUGACGUUCCUCAAAGAGUUGCGGUGCAGGCAGAUGCAAGGACCUGUUGUCCAAGGAAUCGGGGAUUUGCUCCUUUCGCAGUUUCAGGGUCAACGUGGGGAGCAGUUGCGCAAUGCUUAUGGCCAGUUUUGCAGCCGCCACAAAGAAGCUGUCGCUUUGUACAAAGAUAUUCUAAAGACAGACAAGAAAUUCCAGCUGUUCGUUAGGAAAUGCAGCCUGAAGCCACUAUGUAAAACACGAGGCAUCCCGGAAUGUAUCCUGUUGGUCACACAAAGAGUUACCAAGUACCCACUGCUAAUUGACUCGCUACUAAAAGCUACCAAAGAUAAGACAGAAAAGGAAAACUUAGAACAUGCUCAAGCCUUGGUGAAGGAAAUGAUCAACCAGGUAGACGCACAAGUACACCAAGAAGAGAGGAAAGAGCGUUUACUCGAUAUCUACAACAGAGUCGAUGCAAAGUCCACAGCAUAUUACCGCGGAAAAAAGUUUAAGAAAUCUGACCUGCUGUCUAAUAGUAGAAAACUACUGUAUGAGGGCAACAUCUGCUUGAAGAAUGGCGUGGGAAAACAGCUGGAUGUCAUCGUGGUUGUGCUGUCAGAUGUGAUGUUCUUCCUACAAGAAAGCAACCAGAAAUAUGUGUUUGCUGCCUUCGACAACAAGUCGACUGUGAUAUCGCUGCAAAAGCUUUUGUUGCGAGAACGUGCUGGUCAGGAAUCCCGAGGCAUCUACCUUAUCUCUUCGCUGCCCGACAAGCCCGAGAUGUACGAGCUCGUCUGUUCCAGUCCUAGGGAUAAACGUACCUGGAUGCACAUCCUCAGAGAAGCCAUUCAAGCAUGUCCAGAGGUGUCCAGUGAAACUGAAGAAGAAAACAAGUUUGAGGAAGCCCGCAAUGCUAAGCUGAAAGAACUCUCAUUGCUCUUGUACGAGAAGGAUCAGGUACUGGUCCAGGCCUGGGAGGAAAAAAUGCAAAUUCUCGUUGAGAUGCUUGAAACCCUCGGGGUAGAGCAACAAGCCAUAGAGAAGAUGAAUCCGGACCAGUUCAAGUACGGAAAGCUGCUGGAAGUAGAUGACUUAGAAGAUGCUAAACGUUUGAUGCUAAGUGCUGCGAGUGAAGUGGGGCGUCUGUCACACAGCCUGUAUGCAUCCACCAGCCUCAGUCGGAGCGUCAGUAGCGCUGGAGAGCACCAGAGUGACCACUACGUGCCACCACUCCUACCUAAACGGGCAGAGACGUUUGCGGGCUUUGACCAGGCUAGCAAAGCCCUGAAAAAAAGGCUAUCCAUGUUAGGCGAGUGCACAUCUAAAUUGAGCAACGAACCUGAUCCUACCUCUCACCUGCAAGUCAAGGGCAUUGAAAUGCGAAGGUGCAGCUCGCCACUGCCAGUAAAGAUACCAUCUAGUCCAGAGCACCGACGGAGUAUUGCAGGACUCGAGUCACUCAGUUCUACUCCCAUCCUUGUGGCCCAGGGCAAGGAACAGCUGACAGCCAUUGUCCAGCUCACCCAUCAACUGCACUCAGUUAUGUGCCUCUAUUCACACAGUAUGUCUCUUGCACAGAGGCUACAGAGUGAAGUAAGUGAACUGCAAGAAAAGCUUGGCCGCCGUCAACAACCCCAGAAGCUGGAAGAGCUGCGCAACCUGCAGGAGCAACUGAGACACGAACGUGCCCAGUGGCAACAACAAUGCCAGGAACAGCAGGCGCACUUGGAUGCUCAGCAACAACAGGUCACACUCAUGCAGGAACAAGUGAAGAAAGAUGCAGCCGAUGUGGCUGAGCAGAGGGAAUCACUCUUCCGUCAGUUAGAAGCCCUGCAGCACAGAGACCCCGUGGUCCCGUUGCGCACACGAAGAGUUCGUCCCAUGGAGGUGCAGCAGCUGUUACCACUUAAGUUGUCUGGGAAUCAUCCCGUUCACAUACGGGCAGGUUCCAGUCCAGCAAAAGUGCGUUAUACUCCACAAGAUGGAUCAUCGAAAGCAGAAAGUGACCAGGAGAUAUUUUGUUGAAAUCUUUUUCCCAUCCAGUGGUACCCGACCACAUGCUCAACCCGUUUGCCCACAUUGUACCUGGUGUCUAGCAUUCGGAAAUUUCAAAAUUCCAGAAUACACUAUUUUUCUAGGAUGAGGCUCAGACACUUAUUAAUGUUGCCCCCCCUCUGGAGCUCAAUGCAUUAAAGGUUGAAUACUCCGUGCUGAAUAAUGUCAAAACAUAGAGCAUUCGUGAAUACUAACUGUUGUGACCCCCCGAAGGACACUCCCGCCAAAAGUCCCCUAUGCAGAAACAUUGUGGCCUUGAAACCCCAAUGUUUGUUACUGCUGUUGCAGCAAUCAUAUUUUGUACUUGUAUUGUGCUUUCAGUAUUUUGUACUUGCACUUUUGCACUGUUCCUCACUAUGAGCAAUAUGUGAUGCCAAGAAAUGCAAUAUUUUGUGGUCACUCACUGUGUUGCCUGUACAUUGUAAAAAGAUACCUUUGUGUGCAACUAUGUGACUAUUACAUAGUUUUCUGACAACUUAAGCAGGGUGAUUAGCUGCAUGGUUGUGCUGACCAAGAAUAUAAAUAAAAUGUUGAAAUCUU
Messenger RNA from Ornithodoros turicata, 4546 nucleotides. It is a transcript of the gene cyst, whose product is annotated as rho guanine nucleotide exchange factor 2-like. Bases 320 to 3976 code for a protein of 1218 amino acids. The transcript has 42 exons. The record is from RefSeq and is a predicted model, not a curated record. NCBI's taxonomy places the organism in Eukaryota, Metazoa, Arthropoda, Arachnida, Ixodida, Argasidae. Gene Ontology annotation, molecular function: guanyl-nucleotide exchange factor activity. Gene Ontology annotation, biological process: regulation of Rho protein signal transduction.